Messenger RNA from Alligator sinensis (Chinese alligator), 5283 nucleotides. Its product is annotated as ADAMTS-like protein 2. Lineage: Eukaryota; Metazoa; Chordata; Crocodylia; Alligatoridae. Gene Ontology annotation, molecular function: metalloendopeptidase activity. The coding region runs from base 97 to 2379 and encodes 760 amino acids. The record is from RefSeq and is a predicted model, not a curated record. Gene Ontology annotation, cellular component: extracellular matrix. Gene Ontology annotation, biological process: extracellular matrix organization. The transcript is spliced from 15 exons.
GCAGAAGGAGCUGGCACAUGGGAUGAAGAGGUCACCAAGUGGUGGGGGGAAUGGAGUUCCUGGUCCACAUGCUCCCGCACCUGUGGGGGAGGAGUGAUGUCCCGGGAGAGGCACUGCUUGCAGCAAAGACUCCUGAUAUCUCAAGGAACAAACAGCACCAUGUGUGUGGGCCAAUCAAAGCAUUAUCAACUGUGCCAGCAACAGCCCUGCCCAGCCAACACAGCCAGCUUCAAACAACAGCAGUGUUCCAGUUUCAAUGCCAAGGCCUUUGGGAAGCGCUAUUAUAACUGGAUGCCUCUUUAUCCAGAUGAUUACACCAGUAUCUCCAACAAACCAUGUGAUCUACAGUGCACCACCAGGAAUGGAGAGAGGCAGUUGAUGGCCCGUGCUCAGGAUGGCACAUCUUGCAAGGACAGAACCUACCAAGGGGUCUGCAUCAGUGGAAAAUGUGAGCCAGUUGGGUGCGACGGGAGUCUCUACUCAGCCCAGACGAUGGACAGAUGCAGGGUGUGUGGAGGAGACGGCAGCACUUGCUACCGGGUCUCAGGCAGCUUCCGAAAGGGGAUCUCACAGUUAGGUUAUGUAUUUAUCACAAACAUCCCUGCUGGUGCCAUGGACAUCCUCAUCAUUGAGCGAAGGAAAACUGAAAACAUUCUGGCACUGGCAGAUGAAUAUGGGAACUUUUUCUUCAAUGGGAACUCAGCCAUUGACAAUCCCCAGAACUUCAGGGUUUCUGGCACUGUGUUUAAGUACCGCCGGCCACCCAGCCUGCACUCUGAUGGCCUGGAGUACAUCAUUGCCCAUGGGCCCACCAACCAGUCUCUGAAUGCCAUGUACUAUAACUUUAAUGGGAAAAUGCCUCAUAUUACUUAUGACUAUACUGUGCCACGGACACCAUCACCAGCUCUCCGAACAGCUCCCCCCACCAUAGAUGCACCUCUUUACCUUCAUCCGCCAGAGUCCAGUCAGAAAGAUCAAGUUCUGAUGCCAGCAGAUUCCAGGGCUGCCCAGGACUUCAAUUCCACUUGGAUUUCUCUCUCAUCGGAUGAUGCCAGAGACCAACUCCAACCACAAGAAGAGCCCGAAGACAUGAGCUUCAGCAGCCAAGCCUUUUUCCAGACCCUCAGAUUAAAUCAGAUUUCCAUCAGUACAACCAUACCCUUCAGUGUGAUGCAGCCAGAGCUCCCAGAGAGCAGUGGGAUCAAGGCAUCCAGGCUCCAUCUCUUCAGGAGGUUAUGUCACCGGGACCCACAAAAUGCUGCCUUUUGCAGGGAACUGCAGCACCUAACUGCCAAGCUGGGGCAGAAGAACUUGACAGGAGGGCUUUGGAGUGAGCUGGGGGAUGGGUGGCCAGAGAGGCAGCGCAAGGGACCUGCCCAGAAGAGCUCACUGGAGAGUGUGAAGUCAGAGACUUACGCAGGGAGUCAAGAGGAGGCAGCUAACUACACCAGGACAGUACCCCUGCAGAACAUCCUCUUGGGUUCCAACUCAACCGUUGGGAACAUGCACCAGGCUGAGCCUCUCCAAGCUCCUGAAAGCAAUGAGUUUGAGGUGAGUCCUGUGGGCCAAGAUGACAUCAGCCUAGCUGACAUGUACCGGUGGAAGGUCUCUGCCUAUGCCCCCUGCAGCUCCACAUGCACUUCUGCAGGCAUCAGCACCUCCUACGCCAUGUGUGUACGCUACGAUGGAGUGGAAGUAGAUGACACAAACUGUGAUGCGUUGACCCGCCCAGAACCUACUCAUGAGUUCUGUACAGGGAGAGACUGCCAGCCCAGGUGGGAGACCAGCCGGUGGAGUGAGUGCUCCAGGACCUGCGGGGAAGGCUAUCAGUAUCGGACUGUGCGCUGCUGGAAGAUGCUGGCUCCAGGCUUUGACAGCUCUGUGUAUGACGAGUUGUGCGAGUCAGCUGGCCUGACCAGGCCAAUGGAAAAGAAAGCAUGCAAGAACAAGGCCUGUGGGCCCCAAUGGGAACUCUCUAAGUGGUCUGAGUGUUCUGCUCAGUGUGGCAGUCAGGGGAUGAUGAAGAGGGAGGUACGAUGCUCAGUGGAGGCACCCCUCUGUGAUGAAUCCAAGAAACCUACCAGUGAAAAGGAAUGCAUGGGCCCACCCUGUGACCGGCACUGGACCACCUCAGACUGGGGACCGUGCUCAGGACUGUGCGGUGAAGGGCGAAUGAGCCGUUUCGUUGUGUGCCGCAACCAGGAGGGGAAGGUGAUCUCAGACUCGCAGUGUGAUGCUGUAGCCAAACCUCUGACUGUCCACCCCUGUGGAGACAAGAAUUGCCCUGCCCACUGGGUGGAGCAAGAAUGGGACCAGCAUGAAGCCGAGAAUGAUCUCUGGAUCCCCUCUUCAUGGACUACCAUUGGUCAGAAAGAAUGACUUGAGGGGUGGACCAAUACAUCCCAUUGGAGCAUAAGUGCAUUGGGUGCUCAGAAUGGUGUUGCAUGGCCCUGUUGCAGCUCCUGUGCUGAUGUGGUGGUCAUGUGACCUUGUAUGGGGUUAGCUCUGUGGCCUCUUUCCAACAACAGGAUGCACAGGAUGUUCGCAAAGCAGACAGGAGUCACAAAGCCCAUGGUCCCACAGCUGUGCGACUCUGAGCUGGUUUGAAUGCACUCUCAGCUCCCAUCAGAGGGCAGCAUUGUCCUAAGGAAGUGCUCUCUGCUGCCCUGAUUCUUGCUGACCACAGUGUGUCUCCAAGCAAGAACCCCAAAUUCAAAUAAAAAUUAGGCAAGACUUUUUCAGUUAAUAGUAUACUCACCAAAAAAUAAUGAAACUUUGAAGGGAUCAAAACAAAAUCAGGGUCAGUUCAAUGAGUAGUUUUGGCAGGGAUAAAAUUGUGGGGGGAGAACGGAGAGUCUGAAAACAUCAGACAUUACCCACAAAAAUCCUUGCCUCUCACAUAUAUCCUGGAUUAUCAUGACUUCAGCAUCACUUCAAUACCAUCAAAACUUUGGAAAGAUUUUAAAAACAAAACAUUAGGUUUCAGCAUUUAAAAAAAUGCAGUCUUUCAGGUUUUCACUUUGAAGUGGCAUUUCUCAUUUUAACAAAAAUGACCCACAUUAAAAGAGAGAGAAUUGUUUUUUCUUAAAGCAGUAAGUACCUAAAAACUUAAACAGAACAUUUUGUUUUGUGUCUAACAAAACAUUUCUGGAUGAUAAAACAUUUUGGGUUGAGGAGGGGGUUGCUUUAUUUGUUUAAUUGAAAAUACCCCAAUUUUUUUAAUUUGGCCUGAACUGAAUUGUAUUUUUUUUUUUUGGUUGGGCUGUUAAACCCAAAACUUCACAGAUCACUUAUAGAAUCUACAGCACAGUUACAGUGGGGAACACUAGGGAUGGGCCUGAGCCAGAACCUUGGGCCCAGACAGAGAAAUUUCACAUCCAGGCUAUCAAGGUCAUAUUGAAUUUCUCCCUGGGUGACUCAUUUUCAAUAAGAGCCAAUGGAAGAACACUCCAUUGUGACCAUCUCCCAUGGCCAGAAGCUCAUGAGACAUGUCCCUGUCUUCCUUCUGCCUCAGUAGCUUGGUGUCUAGUGUGACCAGAUUUCGAGAUCUGGGGUGUGGGAUGUUUUUCACAGGGGGUGAGGCUGCAACACAGGAGAGGUUGUGGGAACAUGGUUAUGUCUGCAUGGAACUGUAUAGGUCUAGGACUAGAGAAAGGGUACAGGUCCACUACGGGUAGUUUCCAGCCAUACCAUCCUUUCCAGCACAUUGUGGCUACCAGCUACCCUCUGCCAACCAGUUUCAAGUGCUGUCCAUGCUACAGGCACUGCCAGUUCCAAAACAGCAUAGAAGUUCCAGGGACAAGGUUUGUGCUUCCUGCCAGUUUUUCAAAAUGGUAGUUUGUGCUGCAGACUAAGCCUGCUGGUCCCAUGGGGCAGCCUUAGACCAGGUGCUGCUCUGCACUGCCUGCCAACUUUGUCAUCAGUCAUGCAUUAGCUCAAUGCGUUAUGAGGCAUUCAGAAUCCUAGCGCAUCCAGGAAGCGCCAGGCAGGGCACUGGGGGCUUGGAGCUGCUGUGUGAUGCAUGGUGCUAAUGUGGAUUUAGAGCUAAAUCAGGAGGGAUCGUGAUAUUUGGCAGAAGCAUCCAGGCCUCAAGUAGUGUUAAGGCAGAGCAUGGACAUGAUGCAGUCAGAGGGGCCAGUGAGGUUGGGGGAGAGUUCAUUAACUCCCUAUUUCAAGGUUUGGUUACCUGAGUUCCUCCCACCCUUGACUAAAUGUUGUUCUCUCUUUGGUUGAACAGCCCCUGAUCAAACCUGCCUCUUCUCCCUGGUAAUAGAUGACACCUGAGAUACUAAUUCCCUGCUUCAUUAAUCCCUUUAGGCCUUGCAUGCUGAAUGGUUUACAUAGAGCACUGCAGCUCACCCUGUCAGUUCCAUCUGAGCGUCGAGAGGCCAGUUGGGCUCUUUCUUUCUCAUGUUGCUUUCCUUGCUCUAGAUGGCCUGACAUGGGUCAGAACCCAGUGAGCUGAUCCACAUAGAAUAGGAAUGAGAGCCCUUCCUUGCCCCCAUGCUAGCCCAGCAUGGCAAACAUGAGUGAAAAGCAAUGAAGGCUCAGCUAUCGCUCAAUUCACUGGCUGGGGCUCUGACUGCACUAAAGGAACAGAGCAGAAUUAACUGUAUGACUGAAUUUAUAGGAGCUCUCCCUGAAGCGGAGACACUGAUCAUACAGUUAGAUGUCAUUUGGUCUCUGUGCAGAGGUCUGCCUCAAGCUUGUAACAACCAAUCCCAUGCUGUGUUACUUCAGUUUCUUUUGGGAAGUGUGAAGUGUACUGUUCUCCCCAGGUACUGACUGAGGUUAAUGCAUCAACACACUCUACGUACCUGUCUGUCCCUUGCCUGGGCACAUAAAUACACUGAAAGAAGCCAUGCUGAUGGGUGUGUAAAACAACCACAGAGCUCUCAAUUCCUCACCUUCAUUAUCACUAUGAUGUGGGACCUAGGGGUCUCUCGCAGCAGUCAUGCUCACACCAAGCCACUCAGAAUGCAGAGGCCCAAUAUUUGCCAAAGAGUAAUAACAAUGCGCAUGCCUGUGCCCUAUAUCCAAGAAACUCAAAGCCCUUUGCAGGCACUUAUCCAUGGAGACUUACUAUGCACCUGCAAGCUGGGCAUCUAUGCAUUGGUUUUGCUGUUGGUGAGGAAGAAGCACAAAUCCCAUGCCCAGAUUAUGUUGUUCAUUACUGACCAGUUCAUCCUUGGCUGCUUCUCUCUUCCAGUGUGAUGCCAGCUGUGGCCGUGGGAUGAAGACUCGGAGUGUACUCUGCGCAGGCCUGGAGAAUGGUGUGUAUAG